AUGACGUGCAAUCCAAAUUGGCCCGAAAUUAAAGAGCAUCUUACCCCGGGUGAGCAAGCUCCGCAUCGGCCAGAUAUAGUUGCUCUCGUUUUCCGUGCAAAGCUAAUAACAUUGAAAAAACUGAUAGUUGAGGACAGCGUGUUGGGGGAGAUUGCAGCAUACACAUACGUUGUUGAAUUUCAGAAGCGAGGUUUGCCGCAUGCACAUCUAUUGCUGAUUAUGAGGCCAUCUUACAAAAUUAAAGAACCUAAUGUAUUUGACAAGUUCAUAAGUGCUGAGAUUCCUGAUGAAAGCAACCCUCACUUGCGAAAAAUUAUUUUGAGCCACAUGAUGCAUAGCCCAUGUGGCACAGCCAACCCUGAAUGCCCUUGCAUGAAACACAAAAGUAGCCCAGGAGCAUGCAAGUAUGGGUACCCAAAAGCAUUUCAAGAAGAAACAAGUACGCAUGAGAAUGGCUUUCCACUUUAUAGGAGGCGAGAUGAUGGUCAAAAUCCUAUUAUUCGCAAGUUUGCAAUGGAUAAUAGAUGGGUCAUUCCAUAUAACCCUUACCUCUCCGCUCUUUUUGAUUGUCAUCUAAAUGUCAAAGUUUUCUCGACCAUCCAAGUAGUGAAGUACAUAUACAAGUAUGUUUACAAAGGGCAUGACAAAAUAUCUUUUGCUGUUUCGGCCCAGAAAGACGUCAAACCAGUUGAUGAAAUUGAACAGUUCCAAAAUGGACGUUGGGUUUCGCCGUCUGAGGUCGCUUGGAGGAUCUUUUCAUUCGAUCUCUUUGAAAUGUACUCUCCUGUCCUUCCUAUCCAAGUUCAUUUGCCUAAUGCGCAAACAGUCCAGUUCAAGCCUCACGAACAACUUGCUGGUAUUGUGGCAAGCGAUACAAGAUCGCGCACGUCCCUCACUGAGUUUUUCAAGAUGAAUGCAACUCAAGAUGGUGCUUCGCAAUUCCUGUACUCAGAGUUCCCAGAGCAUUAUGUGUGGAAUCCUUCUGCAAAGGCAUGGACUAAAAGAGUGCACAUAAAAUUGUUGUUGGCCGUCUAA
Molecule: messenger RNA, 1035 nt
Organism: Beta vulgaris subsp. vulgaris (sugar beet)
Lineage: Eukaryota; Viridiplantae; Streptophyta; Magnoliopsida; Caryophyllales; Amaranthaceae
Exons: 1
Coding region: 1-1035 (344 amino acids)
Source: RefSeq, a predicted model, not a curated record